AUGCCCAUCUCUUUUCACCAUGUGGACGAGCUUUCGUCUCCUCCUUCGAAUCUGAUAUGCAUCGACCGGAAGUCGGUGCUGGCGUCUACUACGGUCUCAUUCGCCUCAGAGCACCCCGGACAGGCCGCCUUCCUUCGAGAUAUCGUGUCCGGCCUCACGCCCGUCUGCGCCAGGCCCUCCACCGCCGAAACCUUCUUCCCGAGAGACAGCAGCGGCAGCAGCGGCAGCGCGGCCGCCGCCAGUGGCGGUGGGUCGGCUGCGGGCCCCCGCCGCGUGGCUCUGUGCGCCCUCCCCGAGGUCUGCAGCCGCCACAACUCCCCCGCCCAGCCCCACGCGAUCGCCGACUGCGCGCGGUCGAUCAGCGGGAGCGGGAGCGUGGCCGUGGUGAUGUGCCUGGACCACCCGUCGUACGCGUUCGCCGCGGGCUGCGCGGUCGCGAGAGCGUUCCCUCUGUACAGCAGCACGAGCAGGAAGCGGCCGGGCGCGGGCGCCGCUUCCGUCCCAGCGCCCCCGCCGUCGAGGACGGUGCAGGUCUACCUCCGUGUGCCUGUGGAGGCGUGGGGCGCCGUCCGGGCGGACCUUUCGGCGGCGGCGGAGGGCAUCCAGCUAGCCGCGAGGCUCGUCGACACCCCGCCGAACGUCCUCUCCACCACAGCCUUCGUAGAGGAGGCGCUAGCGGUGGCUAGGGGUCUCCCUCCGUCGAUGUGCGCGGUCAAGGUCAUCCGCGGCGACGAGCUCGAGGCGCAAGGGUUCGGGGGAUUGUACGGGGUCGGGAAGGCGGCGGUAGAGCCGCCCGCGCUGGUCGUGCUCAGCUACCUCCCGGACGGGGCUGCGGCGGGAGCGGCGGGAGCGGCGGGGGCGGGGGCGGGGGGGAGCGCAGCCCAAACGGCGGCGGCGGGCGGGGUAGGAGGGCGCGGGUCGGUGUGCUUCGUGGGCAAGGGGAUCAUUUAUGACACCGGCGGGCUUUCGAUCAAGACCAAGACGGGAAUGCCGGGCAUGAAGCGAGACAUGGGAGGCGCAGCGGCGAUCCUCGGGGCAUUCCAGGCGGCCGUCAAGGCGCAGAUGGCGGCGGCGGCGGCGGCCGGCAGCGGGAGCGGCGGGAGCGGGUGGGUGGGGGGGCGCAGGCCCCUCCACGCCCUGCUGUGCCUGGCGGAAAACUCGGUGGCCGCAAACGCGACGCGGCCCGACGACAUACACACGCUCUACUCGGGGCGAACGGUAGAGAUCAACAACACGGACGCGGAGGGUCGCCUGGUGCUGAGCGACGGGGUCGCCUACGCCGCCCGCCACCUCGGGCCUUCGGUCAUCAUCGACAUGGCCACGCUGACGGGCGCGCAGGGGGUGACGACCGGCAGACGGCACGCCUCCGUGCUGUCGAACGACGAGGCGCUCGAGAAGAUGGCGGUCGAGUGCGGGCGAUCGUCGGGGGACCUCGUGCACCCCGUGGUCUACUGCCCCGAGUUCUUCAGCGAAGAGUUUAGGUCCACCGUCGCGGACAUGAAAAACUCUGUGGCAGACCGCUCGAACGCUCAGGUGUCGUGCGCCGGGCAGUUCAUCGCGAACCACAUGGAGGCGUUCGUGGCCGGCCCCGCGGCCGGCGGCGGUCGAUGGCUCCACUGCGACAUGGCUUCUCCGGCGCACCAGGGAGAGAGGGCAACCGGGUAUGGAGUGGCGUUGCUCUUCAGCCUCCUCCGUUCGCUGGACCGAGAGACCACCUAGAGAAGAGACAGGCAGCGGCUCUCUCCCUCAAACCUGCCCACCCUCUUUCCCCCCGUCUUUUUCUUAGCAUGCAAUAGCGGUUCGGGGGGCUAAAUGGCCAGUAGCUUUCGUUGCUUGAAUUUCGCUGGCAGGCCGCGCACGUUAAUGUU
Messenger RNA from Ectocarpus siliculosus, 1868 nucleotides. NCBI's taxonomy places the organism in Eukaryota, Phaeophyceae, Ectocarpales, Ectocarpaceae. The record is from the annotation of a GenBank genome assembly.